GAGCACCCUUAACGCGCUCCUUGGUAUUGUUUACUUCUGGUCGUACCGUACCAAUAACAGUUUUUCUAUUAUUUUAUAAUUAUUUUCUAAUAACACGUCAAGUUAGUUUAUAGAUCUACGAAGUGAACAUUUUCCAUUCAGAGUUUCGAUAAUACCAAUUUGCCCCUUGCUUUUCAACGCCCGGGCAUCCAUAAUGGUCCGGACGUACGUCAGAAAAACGGCUUCCAAGUAUUCGGGGGAAACGCUGGAAGUAGCGGCAGCUGCGGUGCGAGGAAAAACCAUGACACUAGCGGAAUCGGCACGGUUUUACGCCAUACCGAAACCAACUUUGUUCCGGCACGUGAAAGGCUUGAGUGGUGUUAAGAGCAGCGCAGAACGGAGAUCUGUUGCUACUCCUGCCGAAUUGGAAUCAACACUGACUUCUAGCCUCGAAGCUAACAGUAAACGAUGUAGCUUUUGUUCCGAUAUAUGCAAUGAGAACUUCCAUCACGUGCUGGUCCCCUCUCACCAAGAACAGAAGCUGGAAACUGUCCUGCAGAAACUGAGCAGUUUCUCUUCCCAGUUGAGCAGUUAUCAUACGUGCGACAAAUGCCGUCAGGUACUCAUAACUGUCCACAACAUUCCGCAGAGCUGUUUCCAAUUUUUGCUCAGCGACGAACCGACCGAAAUUAAGGUGGAACCAGAGUUAAUGAUUGAUGACCACGAGCUUUCGGAUAAUGGCAAGAUUUUUGAAACCGACCGAACAGCGGACUUUGGCCUCGUUGAACCGGAAGAUGAAAUGCAAAUCAAAACAGAAAAUGGAGAGGCAUUCUCCAUCACCGAAAUGAAGGUAGAGAACAAUAUGUCAUCAAUUGCGGUUUAUAGAACAAACACACAAGCAGGAGUAGGUGAAUCGGCUGCUUCACAGAAGGAAGUUCACUCACCUUCAGUACGUCAUAAAUGUAAGAAAGGCUUCGUGAACGAAGCAGAGAAACCUUUUAAAUGUGAAAAGUGUGAAAAAACAUUUAGCACAAAAUUCGGACUUAAAGUACACGUUCGAACUCAUACGGGUGAACUCCCAUAUCCUUGUUCGCAUUGUUCAAAAGCGUUCAGACGAUUCUCAUCGCUCCAACUUCACAUUCGAAUUCAUACAGAUGAACGUCCUUAUUCUUGUUCGCAUUGUCCAAAAACGUUCAGGCAUUUUGCGUCGUUCCAACUUCACACUCGAGUUCAUACAGGUGAACGUCCUUAUUCUUGUUCGCAUUGUCCAAAAACGUUCAGUCAAUUUUCAUCGCUCCAAGUUCACACUCGAAUUCAUACAGGUGAACGUCCGUAUACUUGUCCACAUUGUUCGAAAGCGUUCCAGCGGUCAACAACGCUCAAACGGCAUCUUGGAAUUCAUGCGCGUGGUUUGGAAACGUUACAUAGAAUAAAUGUUUGACAAAUUUAAAAAAUUUGAACCAUAACAUUGAUUUACAGAAGGAGGUGAAUACAACAAAAUAAAGACGGCUCGAAUCGGACCAUCCCUUCGUCGGGUUUUCCGCUUACCAAAACAUUUGGCCUUCCUUUUUUAUUUAUAUAGAUAGAAGAUAUAGGAAACCGUUAUUUCGCUUAAAAAUAAAUUUCCACGUUCGAACAAAGAUCAAUUUCAUUAACGCAAACAUCAAAUGGACUAACAAUGCAUAUCAUAAUGUAAUUGUAGAACAUAUGGGAAUGCAAUUUUCUGAAUUUUCCGACCUUGCUUCAGAGUUAUCCGAAAUUUUUCCGAUUUUUCUCUCCGUUAUAUUGGUCUACAGGAAGAGACGAAUACAACAAAAACAGGAAGGCUCAAAUCGGACCAUUCCUUCCUCGGGGUUUCCGCUUAUCAACACAUUUGGCCUUCCAUUUUUAUUUAUACAGAUAUAUCAACUACGCACGAAAAAUAGCCCAAAAUAAGAAUGAGACUCAGAAAUGUCUAAAAUGAGUAGCAAUUUAUCAAUCUUGUAUUGCUCUCGUUCACAGUGUAGAUUAGAGUGCCAAUGAGAAUGGUCAUCUCGAAUUUCAAAAAGUUACCACAUAAAAAAUGUUCACCACCUCGAAAAAACAUCAGCUCAAUCGGACUUAAGGGAGGAGUGGCGCAAAGCGGUCAAUGUUUGAGUUUUUUGAAAAUCGAAAAAUCACCCAAGGGGGGAGCAAAGGAAAUCGGGGUUUUCCAAAUUUUUUUUGAUGUCAAAUGUCUUAAAAUUUCGUAUGGUGCAUCUAGCUAUUUCCAACCAUGUUUACAAAUUUCCACAGCUGUAUUCACAGGUUAUGUUGAAAAAAUAUCUGGCCAUAUCGCCCCAAGCAGGUAUGCCCACUCUGCCCCGUACAUUUACGCUCAAUGAAAAGAACUGAACAUAGAAAAACGCAUAGUUUUCAUGAAUAUCAACCAUUUACACACCAGGGGAUUGUAAUGUAUAGCAUAUCAAACAAAUAUUAGGGAAUUUCCGAUUCGUUUGUUACGUAAAUCACCAAAAUCCGUUCGCGGCAAAAAUAGUUAUUAACGUUUACUUUAUUCCAUAAAAACGUGACCUGAUUUGGUUUUGGAUUUCUAAUUCGGCACCCUUAAUGAAAAACGUAGUUCUACGUCGAAAAGAGAAGAGUGCAAAUGAUUAUAGGUCGCUUCAAGCCACCAGUGUUUUGUUUUUGUGUGUGUUGCUUGUUUUCGUUGCGCGAAACUUAGAACUUGUUCAUUUCCUGUACAUGUGAAUAGUGCACCUUCGAUACUUUUAGUUGCCAUUCGUAUUCGCUCUCGUGCGCUUCAGCUCUGUUCUGAUGCAACAAGCUCCUAGCUUUGUUGACGGUUUUGACCGAGAGUCGAGAAACGAUUUUUCAUAAACGGUCAUUCUCGCGAUGUUUCAUUGUUAUCGCUGCCACUGUGUGCAUCUGUUAGACGCGUGUUUGAUGCUUGUUGAAUGGCGAUGUCAAAUAUGCGCCGUUUUGUUCGAUGACUUGUUCCCAACGAGAUGCCAACUUCAUAAUACCCCUGUUAUAGAAGCUCGCUUCCUUAUUGGCAAAAAACUCGGAUAGCCAAUUUUCACAGGCCUCUUUUGUGGCUAACUUCUGACUACCUAGCUCGUUCGUCAUGGACAAAAACAGGUGGUAGUCACUUGGUGCAAGGUCCGGACUAUACGGCGGAUGCAAAAGAACCUGCCAUCCGAGCUCCCAGAGCUUCUGGCGCGUCACCAAAGAAGUGUGUGACCUGGCGUUGUCCUGAUGGAAGACAAUGCGGUCUCUGAUGGCCAAAGAUGGCCUCGUCUUCAUGAGUGCUACCUUCAAGCGGUCCAGUAUUUGGCAGUACAGGUCCGAAUUGAGCGUUUGCCCAUAGGGAAGCAGCUCAUAAUAGAUUAUUCCUUGACAAUCCCACCAAACACACAGCAGAACCUUCCUGGCCGUUAAUGAGGGCUUGGCCACCGUCUGAGCCGCUUCAGCGGGCUUCGACCACGACCGUUUUCGCUUCACGUUGUCGUAAGUGACCCACUUUUCAUCGCCAGUCACCAUCCGCUUCAGAAACGGGUCGAUUUUGUUGCGAUUCACAUGCGUCGAUACGGUCAAAGAUGUUUUUUGCGUCAACGUGUGUGGCACCCAUACAUCGUGCUUCUUUGUGAAUCCAAGCUUCUUCAAAUGGUUAAUAACGGUUUAAUGACUUAUCCCCAGCUCUUGGCCGUUGCUACGGCUGCUACUAUGCCGGUCUUUCUCGGCUAAUUCAGCGAUUUUGUCGCAAUUAUCGACGACAGGCCUUCCGGAGCGUGGCGCAUCUUCGACGACCUCUACACCAGAACGAAAGCGUUGAAACCAUCGUUGUGCGGUUGAAAUGGAAAUUGUAUCGGGUCCAUAAACUGCACAAAUUUUAUUGGCAGCUUGAGAUGCAUUUUUGCCUUUGUCAUAGUAGUACUGUAAAAUAUGUCGGAUUUUCUCUUUAUUUUGCUCCAUAUUUGCGACACUAUAACUCACGAACGUCUUAACCAAACAAAACACUGUCAAGGACUAUAUUAUAGCGCCUUUCCAACAAGCUACAGUAUGACUCGAUACAAUGAAUACAACUAGAACUACGCGCUUACAACGACACCUCGCGGAAAUACCGCAGGACUUUUUUGACAGCCUAAAGGGUGUGUCACAUCAAAUUGCAUCACGGAAAAAACGCUGUAGAAAUUUAAUUUUUAGGAAUUAUAUCUUCAGCUUUCGCUUAUAAUCAGAUAAGAGUGUAUAGAUCACGUUGGCCAUGCUUCACUGUCAAUUUUUCGUAAAUUUGGAAAAAUGUCGUCGAACGAAAAAGAGCGUCGUGAAUGAAUCCUGUGCACUCAUUUCGAGAAUUCGGAGUUGUCACAUCGGGACAUCGGUAAGAUGCUGGGAAUCGUCCAAUCCACGGUCAGCAAUCCACGAUACUUCGAGAACCUAACCAUCGACCGGAAGGUGAAAAACGGCAAAAAUGGAUGCUCCCUCAAUGAAAAAGAUCACAAGCGCGUAGUUAAGCAGUUUAGACGUGAUCCGAGAAGUUCGGUCCGGGAUGUCGCCAAUAAGCUGAAUUUGUCAAGUUCAUUCGUCCAGCGGACCAAGCAGCGGGAGGGCCUGCGUACAUACAAGGUUCAGAAGGCUCCUAACCGCGACGAAAGGCAAAACAUGGUUGGG
Messenger RNA from Toxorhynchites rutilus septentrionalis, 4626 nucleotides. RefSeq names its product zinc finger protein OZF-like. The transcript is spliced from 8 exons. Gene Ontology annotation, molecular function: RNA polymerase II cis-regulatory region sequence-specific DNA binding; DNA-binding transcription factor activity, RNA polymerase II-specific. Gene Ontology annotation, cellular component: nucleus. Gene Ontology annotation, biological process: regulation of transcription by RNA polymerase II. Bases 194 to 1420 code for a protein of 408 amino acids. The record is from RefSeq and is a predicted model, not a curated record. Lineage: Eukaryota; Metazoa; Arthropoda; Insecta; Diptera; Culicidae.